GAGAAGGUGCUGCUGUGGCUGCUUCAGUUCAUGCAGGAACAGGCGAUCUCUCUGGACGAAGUCGACCAGAACGGAAACACGGCGGUCCACGUGGCAGCUCAGUACGGACACCUCACCUGCAUACAGACUCUGGUGGAGUACGGCUCCAACGUGACGGUCCAGAACCAGCAGGGGGAGCGGCCCUCCCAGAGUGCCGAGCGGCAGGGACACACCACCUGCGCUCGGUACCUGGUUGUCGUGGAGACCUGCAUGUCGUUGGCCUCGCAGGUCGUUAAACUCACCAAACAGCUCAACGA
Molecule: messenger RNA, 296 nt
Organism: Plectropomus leopardus (leopard coralgrouper)
Lineage: Eukaryota; Metazoa; Chordata; Actinopteri; Perciformes; Serranidae
Source: RefSeq, a predicted model, not a curated record